AUGGAAUUCCAUGGAAAUCAAUGGAAAUCCAUGGAAUUCCACGGAAACUUCCAUGGAGUAUCCAUGGAGUAUCCAUGGAGUUCCAUGGAAUGCCAUGGAGUUCCGUGGAGUAUCCAUGGAGCUCCAUGGAAUGCCAUGGAGUUCCACGGAGUUCCAUGAAGUAGUGAUGGAGUUCCAUGGAAUGCCAUGAAAUCCCAUGGAGUUUCCUUGGUGGUCCAUGGAAUUCCAGGGAAUAUCGUAGAGUUCCAUGGAAUGCCAUGGGGUUCCCUGAAGUACCAUGCAGUUCCAUGGAAUACCAUGGCAUGUCCAUGGAGUGCGAUAGAAUACCUUGCAGUUUGUAUGAGAAAAUCCCCAGAAAUUCAGUAA
This is a messenger RNA of Porites lobata, 366 nucleotides long. NCBI's taxonomy places the organism in Eukaryota, Metazoa, Cnidaria, Anthozoa, Scleractinia, Poritidae. The record is from the annotation of a GenBank genome assembly.